Messenger RNA from Spirodela intermedia, 5215 nucleotides. Lineage: Eukaryota; Viridiplantae; Streptophyta; Magnoliopsida; Alismatales; Araceae. The record is from the annotation of a GenBank genome assembly.
AUGGUAACAGGUGGUGACCGUCAGCAAGUAGAUGCAGAUAAAAACAUGCGAAACCCUGCCAGGGGACACACCAGCAAGACGUCAUGGGGAACGCCGGCAGCUUCUGAAGGACAAUCACCAUCCUCUAGUGGAAGUCCAGGAUCCCCUUCAAGCCGGAGUGAGGCCGCAGUGACAACCCCUGCAAGUGAGAGCACUUCCAUCAGGUUGAACCACCUUGAUAUUCAUGGAGAUGAUGCGGGAUCGCCCCAAGGGACUAUCACGUGAGUGGCUAUAUUAUUCUCAUUCUCAUCAUUAUGAAACCUUCUCCCUCCAAUCACUGGAAAUUUACUUCAUUAAUUUUUUAGUGCCUUAUGAACUAAAAGAACAGGUCUUACUAAUAGAUAGAGCGGGAAGUGUAGAAAAAUCUAGACAUUAUCGUUUUACUUUUGUAUAAAAAAUUUAGAAGCUCCUGAAGUUCAUUUCCACUCUUGCCUAUUUAAUUAUAAAGUCGUCAAAAAGAUGUAUUUGUAAAGUGGUUUUGUAUUAUUUUGGCUGAACCGUUAGGAUUCAAGGUUGGUUGUGUCUGUGUUGAGUAUCAAACUUUGAUGCACAUUCAUCUUGCUCAAAAUAGUCAUGCCCAAAAAUGAUUAAAUGCUGAAUGUAGCCUGACGCCUGAUUUUGCCUGUAUGAAUAAUGGGAUAUAGCUAAGAAUAUGUGGCCACUGGUUAGAAAAUUUACCAGUACAAUGUGUCAUUCGAGUCAAAAUAACAAUGGUUGUCUGCUGAGGUUAGCUAAGAACGCAGGACUGGCCUUGCUUUCUCCACAUAUACACAACUAGUUUUUUUGGUGAUAUGAAGGGGGGUAAUUUAAUAAUUUGUUUUCCUUGCCCAAUCAUCUUUAAAUUUUCUCCUUCUUUUUCUAUCACAGAUAAUAGUCGGUAGUAAGCCCUUUCGUGAAAACGUUCACAAAACACUACCAAGUAACAGAAAAAAUGUUAUUUGUUAGAUCUUUGCUUGCUGGCCGAUUCAACUGAGUGAAUCUUUAGUAUCUAGAAAAAAAAAAUGGUUUCUCAAAUCUUCCUUCUCCCGACGUGGAAAACCUGUCCUUUCUGCUGCACAUAUGACUUGCAGGUUCUUUAAAUUUUAGUGUAAGCUCUCAUGUUGGUCAUUGUUGACUGGAAGUGACUUUUUAUUUUAAUUGACUCCACAACAUGAAGGCUUUGGUUUGUGCCUCAAUCUAACUGAUAAUAUCCAAUAACACAGUGGUAAGAAGAAAAAACGGGGUGCCCGUGCAGUUAGUGGUGACAAAAGUGGACGAGGACUUCGUCAAUUCAGUAUGAAGGGUAAGCUAUUGAGCUGUUAUUUGUUUGUCCUUUGCCUACCAUCUUUAAAAUGGAAGAAAGCCAUCUUACGUGUUAUAGAAGGUGGUCUCAUUUAAAUUGGAUAGUUAUUCCUCUUUUGAUUUCGUGGUCAUUUUAUAUACUGAAUGGUUCUAUAAUUUGCUUGUGUUUAGUUUGUGAGAAAGUUCAGAGCAAAGGGAGAACGACUUAUAAUGAGGUGAGGUGGCUUCUUGCAUUUGAUCUUGUUCAACUACUUCUCUGUACUUCUAUUUGUUUUCUUUGCAGCUUUUUGUGUGGAUAUCAUGGCUUAUUAAUGUGAUCUGUAUCUUCUUCAUUGGUUUUGUAUGGCACGCCAUAACAAAUGGUUGACCUAUUAUUUAUAAGAUUCCAUUUUCCUCUUUCUUUGUGUGAAAAUUUCCCUAGUAUUUGGAGGACCUUUCUAUUUUAUGUUAAUAGAUGAACGAUAUUAUGAGAAGACAUGUCCAUCAGAAACACAGCCAGAUCAUUUAAGGUCUGAGUCAGUAUCUAGAGAAGGUCAUAUAGUAAAACAAUAUGCUCCAUCGGAACACUUGUGGGCACACCUCAUUCGUUCUACAAACUGUCACCCUUACUAUACCAAACCAAAUAAGCAUCAAGGAAAACAACAUUCAAACAAUAUAAAUCCAUUCGUAAAAUAGUCAUAAAUAUUUUUCUAUUAUUUUAUAUUAUAUUUGGUCAAGUUUACUCUAAGAUAAUAUCACUUUUCUGUGUUCAGCCAUACUUGUUGUGGUCCUCAUUUGAGAAGCCUCCGUUUUGGAUACUGUGCUGCAAUUGAUAAAUUAAGCUUUGAACUCGGCAAAAACUAUUGUGAUAUCAUGUAGUCGGGUUUUCCAUUUCUCACUGUAACAUAGUACUUCGAUAGAUAAAUGACUUUUUGAUUUAAAAUUUAAUUUUAACUUUUUUUAGGCACCCGUUCUUGCUUUUGAAAAUCCUUUUUCCUUGGUAACUUAAAUUUUAUAAUCAAACUUUAGACUUGGCCCUAAAAACUAUGGCAGUAUAUCAUUUAGUUGUCUAUCGCUAAUUGAAAUUCAGUGUUUGCUAGGCGAAGUGGCUGAUUGUUGUUUCUUUGUAUUUUGACUUAUUGUUGUCACCUGUGUUAGCUUUUGAAGCAGAAAAAUGUGGAAAAACUGGAACAUGAUUUUGUUCAUUUAGUUUAUGGGUCCAUUAUGUUUGACUAUAUAGUUUAUUCAGAGGCAACGAGCGUUAAAUGUUUUUAGGAAUGAAAACAUAUAGGUACUGGAUUAUGUCCUGGUCUGCUACUAGAUUUUCGUCUGGUCGUCUUAUGAGCAGAAUAACUCUCGCAAGUGUAUAUUGGUAACUUAGGGUUUCAUCAGCUCAUCAUGUGGUUCUAAGCAGCCAUACAAUCAUGUCCAUGAGAUCUUUGGGUUAUUUUCGUCUUUUGUGUGUGAUCUUGUUUCCGAACUCACCCCGUGGAUGAAUUUAUCGUCCUUUUAUUCUUGUCUGUACCUCCGUUCAUUCAUGAGAACACUUUGAAUUACAGGAGUAGGUCCUGCAAGAGGCAUAAUGAUUUAUUUUUGCGAUGAUGUUUUCACUCAUAAUGGUUGAUUUUUUUUACGCUAUCAAUCAGCCAUAAGCAUCAUACUGGUAAUUCUAAAAUACCCUUGAGUAUCUGACAUGAAUAGUGUUGAUGUCUGUCAAUCUGGAAGAAUCUUCCAAAGUUAGCCAAAAGACGUCCCUCAUAAUGUAUGAACUAAAAAUAUAUCUUUAUUGUUUCUACUUCCCAGGUUGCAGAUGAGCUAGUUGCUGAAUUCGCAGAUCCCAGCGGCAGUCUUUCAUCUCCAGAUCAGGUAUUAGAACGUAGCAUCCUUGGCCUGGAGAGUAAUGUCACAGACCGUAUUCCCUUUCUCAUCUCUUUUCUUUUUGUGUAGUUAUUGAAUGACUAAUUGUCGCAUUUUUCUUGCCAAGCAGCAACAGUACGAUGAGAAAAACAUCCGUCGGAGAGUAUACGAUGCUCUCAACGUCCUCAUGGCAAUGGAUAUCAUAUCAAAGGAUAAGAAGGAAAUACAGUGGAAGGGUUUACCUCGUACCAGUCUGAAUGACAUUGAAGAAUUAAAGGUAUGUAAAAUGGCAUCAAUCAAUAGUUUUUUAUACUAAUAUUGCGAAGGAAUGCUCCUGAUGUCUCAUUUUACAGAAACGAUUGUAGAAACACCGCCUGUAGUUCCAGAAUUCUCUGUUUUUUUUUUUACUUUGACCAUCUCUUCAUCGCCUCCCCUGCAGGCUGAACGUACUGCAUUGAGAAGUAGGAUUGAAAAGAAAGCAGCAUAUUUACGAGAGUUGGAGGAACAAGUAAGGGAGUUUUUAUUUAUUGAAAAGUUUACUGCUUGCUGAUCCAUCUUUUGCACCGGUAGUUGGAAUGAUCUGCAGUAUUUGGCAAGGUGGAACCACAUAUACCAACUAGUUUACCCGAAACUUAGUUACCACACGCUCCAUACUUUUCCAUAUUUAGUAUAUAAUUAUUUUUUGUUAUUUGCAUCAAGCACAAUACACCAGAAAAAUGAAUGGGGGGGUAGUUCUUCCAUUUCUUGUUGGUCCAUCAUUUCAAUUAGUCUCAUUAAAAAGAAGCCCAUUAGCUUGCCAAAUCAUCCAAAUCAUUUCUAUGUGAGCCACAUGACUGGUGAUAAUCUCUGAUAACAUAUUCAUGAUGUCGCUUGUUCAAAAUUAUCUAUUCAAUAUUGUUCAUCUGUCCUCUCAGUAUGCAGGUCUUCAGAACUUGGUGGAACGGAAUGAACGGCUGUAUAACUCUGGAAAUCCUCCUUCAGGGGGGGUUGGCCUGCCUUUUAUUCUUGUUCAGGUACUGUUCUCUAAUUCUUAUAUAUUGUGUAGCUGAUUUAUAAUUACAAUCGUGCAGUUUGGGAUCCGAACGGCUUAUAAAGUUUCCAAACAUAGUAUAGAUUUAUUCUCUCUGUUAGUCGGCAAUCAUUUCUUUAUACUGUAUUGAAAUGAAGUGUUUGACAUAUAUGAUGAUUAAUCGGUGGAACAAUACUCUUUGCUGAAAUCAUUUCACCAAUAAAAAAAAUAAAAUAGAGAGGAGAAUUAUAUAACUGCCGCUUGUUAUCAUAUUUUUGCCGUUUGGUUGAAUGUGUAAUUAAUUUAUUUUUUUGGAGGAAGAAGAAAGGGUCAGCUACUGCUUGUUGCAAUUACCACGAAAUAAUUAAUAUUUUUAUUUUUUUGAAAGUUUAAUUCAAAGACGAAAUUAUAUUCUUCUAGAACAGUUUAUUUCAAUCUCUUUUUAAAAUUUACACUUUUUAUAUUCAUUUUUCCAGAGCUGAUAUUAACAUUAUUUCCGUUUCUGUCCGACCUAUCACAGACUCGCCCCCAUGCGACUGUUGAGGUUGAAAUCUCGGAAGAUAUGCAGCUGGUGCACUUUGACUUCAACAGGUAAUCCAGACAAACCCCUACGCCACAGAGUCAACCUUCAUCUGAUCAUUGCCUUAGUUCAUGUAGUAAAAAAGAAAAAGAAAAAGAAAAAAGAAAACAUGUACACCUUCGUAGCUGAAUCUUUCUCUCCCCGGCUUUGAAUUCAGAUUAACGAAAACAAUUAUGCAGUUUUCAUGUUUUUACACUCUUUUUUUAUAUCAUUCGCUUGAAUAUUGAAUUGGCAGCACACCCUUUGAGCUCCACGACGACACGUACGUCCUCAAGGAGAUGGGAUUCUGCGAACGGCAAGGCGACGACGAUGCCCCACAUGCCAUGGUCAACGGGGGCGAGAGCUCGAGCUCGCUGAGCGUCUAUCAGCAUCAUACUCCGACCACCCCCAAGCCCAAUGAAGCCAGCGGCAAGGGCCCCUCCCCGCCAAUUCCAGGAAUAUUAAAAGCCCGAGUGAAGCAUGAACACUGA